Molecule: messenger RNA, 1918 nt
Organism: Nothobranchius furzeri (turquoise killifish)
Lineage: Eukaryota; Metazoa; Chordata; Actinopteri; Cyprinodontiformes; Nothobranchiidae
Gene: trmt6
Product: tRNA methyltransferase 6 non-catalytic subunit
Biological process (GO): tRNA methylation
Cellular component (GO): nucleus; tRNA (m1A) methyltransferase complex
Source: RefSeq, a predicted model, not a curated record
UCUGUUUUCGUUCAGUCACCCUGGAAGGCUAGGGAAAGAGUGCUAACACGUGUGUUAAACAACGUAAAGUAUUUUCUAGUUCUCCAGAAGAAAUUAGUGCCUUAUCCUAUCUUUGCCUCUAUUUUUUAUCUUUAUUUUGCUGAUAUAAAGUUAACCGAACAGGAUUGUUUUGAGCAGUUUAUUAUGGCUGAGAACGAAGACGAUAAUCAGUACAGAAUCAAAGAGGGUGACAAUGUUGUGUUAAAACGUGGAGACAUUUAUAAAGCUGUGCAAAUUCAGCUAAAGAAGAAGGUGAUCUUUGAGAAGCAGUGGAUAUUUCUGGAUAAUGCAGUGGGACAGUUGUACAGCACCACGUUUGAGAUUGUAUCUGGAGGAAACCUGCAGCCAAAGGAGGACCGUAAGGAACAGGACACAGAAAGUCCUGCAGAUGUAAAGGUGGCAGGUACGGACAACAGGAACAUUGUUGAUGAUGGCAAAUCACAGAAGCUGACCAGAGAUGAUAUUGAGACGCUGAAAGAGCAAGGCCUGAAGGGUCAGGAAAUCGUGCAACAGCUGAUAGAGAACAGCUCCACCUUCACUACUAAGACUGGAUAUGCCCAGGAUAAAUACAUCAAGAAGAAGAAGAAGAAGUAUGAAAACACCGUGACUAUUGUAAAGCCAACCUGUCGUGUCCUGGCCAUGAUGUACCAUGGCCGCGAGCCAGGAAAGAUCUGCCACCUGCGGUAUGACACACUCGCACAGAUGUUGACUCUGGCAAACGUCCACGCUGGCAGUAAAGUUCUGGUGUUUGAGACCUGUGCGGGACUUGUACUGGGAGCCAUUAUGGAACGAAUGGGAGGCUACGGAUCAGUGAUUCAGAUGUACCCAGGAGGGGGGCCUGUUCGAGCGGGUGUGGAGUGCUUUGGCUUUCCUGCUCAUUUUCACAAUACGCUGCAUGAGUUUCCCAUCUGCCACGUCAACGCUUUGCUGGCAGGCUCUCUGGACACCUCUGCCAAAGACCCCUCAGCUGGUGAAAAUCAGAUUGUUGACAGGCAGAUUGGUGUUGCUGCAGAGGAGCAACAAAACCAGCCCGAGUUGGAACAGCAGGACGGCGGUCCAGAGGAGCAGAGCAUGGAGACAAGUUCUGCUGAGGACCAGGAGAACCUGGAGAAGGAAAAACGCAAAGAAAUCAAAGCUCAAGAAAAAAAGUCAAAGCUGGAGGAGAAGCGACGGAAGCUGGCAGCUGCCGCUGCCCUGCUGGGAGGCAGGAACGCUGAUGGGCUGGUCAUAGCGAGUCGCUUUCACCCCUGUCCCGUCCUCAGUCUGAUCAAGUUCCUCUCCCCCUCGCGGCCUUUCGUGGUUUUCUCACAAUAUAAAGAGACGCUCAUCGAGUGCUACACAAAACUUAAAGAACAAGGCGGCACGGUCAACCUCAGACUCACCGACACCUGGCUCCGGCAUUACCAGGUUUUGCCUAACAGGACUCAUCCUGUGCUGCUGAUGAGCGGGGGCGGGGGCUACCUCCUCUCAGGGACAACUGUUGCCAUGGACCACUCCAAACCAGCUGGCUCCCUACAAGCUGAGGGGCCAGCGCCAAAGAAACAGAGAAUGGACGAACACUGAGGCAUGAACGAAUCUAAACCUAAAGGGGUUGUUGAACUACAGCUGUCAGAUCGCUUCUUAGGCUAUAAUGUCAAGAACGUGGUUUAAAAAAGCCACCUGAGAUGUUUUUGAUGUAAAAAAAAGUGAUGAAAUUAUCUUUUUCAUUUUUUAAACAACAAGUUUAUGUUUUGAAACCAGCUGUUAACUGUUUUUUAAGUCAUUUGUUACAAAUUAGACUUGCAAAUAUAGGUUUACUGUAUCUGCACAGGAUUAUAUUCAUUAUGUGACCACUUUGACCUCAAGAAAUAAAAAAAAACUUGUUUUGGUCCCAGAAUAA